Bufo gargarizans (Asiatic toad) is the source of this 756-nucleotide messenger RNA. RefSeq names its product uromodulin-like. The transcript has a single exon. Gene Ontology annotation, molecular function: calcium ion binding. The coding region runs from base 1 to 756 and encodes 251 amino acids. NCBI's taxonomy places the organism in Eukaryota, Metazoa, Chordata, Amphibia, Anura, Bufonidae. The record is from RefSeq and is a predicted model, not a curated record.
AUGCCUCAAACAGAUGCAAAAUCCUGCAACUUCUGUAAUUCUACAAUUUCCACCAUCUGUAACGUAAGGAGCGGCUACGUCAUCUGUUCCUGCGCUGCUGGCUACAUUGGAAAUGGGGUGGACUGCACGAGGAUGGUAUUCUGUGAUAAAUACAAGUGCUGUCCUAAGGGAUAUAACUGGGACUUGAAUAAGAAGUUAUGUGUGGAUAUCAACGAAUGUCUAAGCCCAACUCUGAACACGUGUUCCCCAACAGAGACCUGCAACAACCUCAAUGGUAUUUACCUCUGUGUUCCCAACCCCUCGGCCCUCUGCUCCGGCACAGCUUGCUCCAGCGACCAGGACUGUCUGCAAAUAAAUGGCAAAUAUCAAUGUGCUGAUCCCUGUGACUGGUAUUCUCUGCUGAAUGGGGACGAUAGAUUGUCCUCCAUUGAUUCCGCUGGCAGAUUCAGCACUGACAGAUACAACUUUGGAUGGUUCCGUUAUGUUGGGAAAAACACUGCCAGCUUGAAAGUUGGAACCGUGGGGCCCUUAAAAUGUGGCUCCCUUGAACCAUUUUCUCUUAGGGACGUUCAUCCAAAUAUUGGUGAUGGGAUCAAGUUGCUGCCCUUAAUCAGCAAUUCCCUGAGGGGAACUAUAAAUGCUGGUAAUCUUCCAGUGAAGGCCUGCCCCAAAGGAUACUACGUGUACAAGUUCUCAGGAAUGCUCAAGCAUGAUGUCUACUGCACAGGUAAGACCUCAGCACACCUGUAUGUAUGA